Molecule: messenger RNA, 909 nt
Organism: Daphnia pulex (common water flea)
Lineage: Eukaryota; Metazoa; Arthropoda; Branchiopoda; Diplostraca; Daphniidae
Product: cryptochrome-1-like
Exons: 6
Coding region: 1-909 (302 amino acids)
Biological process (GO): entrainment of circadian clock by photoperiod; circadian regulation of gene expression
Cellular component (GO): nucleus; cytoplasm
Molecular function (GO): DNA binding; FAD binding
Source: RefSeq, a predicted model, not a curated record
AUGUUUGUGCAUGUUGCAAUGUCAGUUGGAGAUCCACCUAAACCAGUAGCUGAUCCUGAAUGGAAAGGUGUCAAAUUUCUCACCCUAGAACCAUUUGAAUCCAACAGGUUUACUCUGUUUGGCGGAGUACCCACUCUAAGUCAAAUUGGGGUACCAGAAAAUCCGGUCGGUUGUCGUGGACGAAGAAUUUUUGGUGGAGAAACUAACGCACUAAAACACUUCGCCAUCAGAUUGCAAGCCGAAGAAACCGCUUUCCGGAGUGGCUUCUAUCAGCCAAACCAAGCUCGACCUGAUUUGCUUGGUCCACCAUUAUCGUUGAGCGCAGCUAUCUCAGUGCGAGCCAUCUCAGUCCGGCUGUUCUAUUGGAAAAUUCACGAAAUUUUUGAUAAAGUAAAUCGAGGAAACCCUCCUGCUUGGCUGGGCAUUACAGGCCAGAUUAUUUGGCGCGAUUACUUCUAUGCCAUGAGCCGGAUGAAUCCCAAGUUCGAUAAGAAACUAGAGAACCCAAUCUGUUUACAAAUUCCUUGGGUUGAAAACAAAGAGUUUUUUGAAAAAUGGUCAAACCGAACCGAAUAUCCAUUCAUUGAUGCUGGAAUGAGGCAACUUAAUGAAGAAGAUUUGUGGCUUAGUUGGGACAUUGGCGCCGAGUAUAUGGCAAAUCAACUGGUAGAUUCCGACUGGUCAGUUAACUCUGGCAACUGGAUGUGGGUGUCAAGCUCAGCUUUUGAGCGUUUACUCGGUUGCUCUGUCUGUAUCAAUUCGGUAUUAUAUGGCAAGCGACUGGAGCCGUCAGGAGACUACAUUCGUCGAUACGUUCCGGAGUUAGCCAACUUUGAAUUCGAGUGUAUUCACGAGCCAUGGAAGGCUCCCAUUGAUAUUCAGCGUACUGCCAAUUGUAUAAUAGGCUAA